Ichthyophthirius multifiliis is the source of this 1191-nucleotide messenger RNA. RefSeq lists its product as hypothetical. Gene Ontology annotation, biological process: translation. The transcript has 11 exons. NCBI's taxonomy places the organism in Eukaryota, Ciliophora, Oligohymenophorea, Hymenostomatida. Gene Ontology annotation, cellular component: ribosome. The record is from RefSeq and is a predicted model, not a curated record. Gene Ontology annotation, molecular function: structural constituent of ribosome.
AUGAGUGAAAUAAAAGCCAUUAUAAAUCUUACUGUAUUUGCAGGAAUUGCAAAACCAAAUCCAAAAAUGGGUUAAUCAUUGGGUCCUUUAGGCAUAAAUAUGAUGUUUUUUUGUAAAGACUUUAAUGCUGCGACUGCUCACAUAAGAUCUGAUAUUCCCCUAAGAGUAUAAUUAGCAGCAUAUGUAGAUAGAAGUUAUAAUUAUAUAAUAAAGCCGCCACCAACAUCUUGGUUAAUUAAAAAGAUAUUGAACAAAGAUAAACUUACAUAAUACACAGGACAUCUUACUACAGAUGAAGUAGAUGUUAGAUAUGUAUAUGAAAUUGCAAAAAUAAAGAAAGAAAUGGAUUUCGAUUUCCGUAAUACUUCAUUAGAAAAUAUUUGCAAAAAAUAUGUUUGCUAAUUUCUUAAAAAACAUAAAAAUACUCCAUAAAAAAUUUAAGUUUUCCCUUGCCCAAAUAACGAAAAAAACGGAGGAGAAGAUUUUAAUUUUACUGACAAGAAUUUAAUUGCAAUAGCAGAUGGUGUAGGUAAAUGGGCAGAAAAAGGAAUAGAUCCUGCUGAAUAUAGUAGAGAAUUAAUAAAAAAUGUUUAAAAGUUCUAUUCAUAAAAUAUUCUAAAAUAUAUUUAAAAUCCUAAAAUUUUAUUAAUUCAUGCAGCAAAAGAAACUAAUGUAGUAGGUUCAAGUACUCUAUUGAUAUUAGCAUUAGAUAAAUAAACUAAUGUUUUAAAAAGUACAUAUAUAGGUGAUACUGGGUAUCUUAUUUUUAGAUUAGAUGAAAAUAAUAUCCCUAAAUUAAUAUAUUAAUUUAAGGAAUAAUAAAAGUCUUUUGAUUUUCCUUAUUAACUUGGAGGAUAAGGAUAUGGGGAUUUACCUAAAGAAGCUGUUGAAUAAGAACAUAAAAUAAUGCAUAAUGAUAUUAUUGUAGCUGGUACUGAUGGGUUAUUUGAUAAUGUAUAUGUAAGAAAUAUUUAAAAUGAAAUUUCUUAAUACUUAUUAUCUGAAAAAAACUUAGAUGUUUAAUCUUAUGCAAGUUAAUUGGGUAAGGAAGCUAAAAAAUUAUCUUUAACAUGGCUUUAUGAAUCCCCUUUUGCUAUUAAAGCUAAAUUAGCUAAUUAGAUAUAUAUGGGAGGUAAACUCGAUGAUAUAACUGUGAUUGUUGCUUAAGUUAAAUUACACAAUAAUAAAUGA